AUGCAGCUGCUGGCCGGCGACUUUGUGCGGAUUGCACAAUUAUGGCGUGCUGGCUCAGCCAGUCCUGUACAAGAUACAAGUCCCGACGAUCUCAAACGGCCACCAAAAGGAUCUGCGCUGUGCAGCUUGAGCCUCAUGCGACCGCACCGGUACCGGCACAUCAUCCCCGCGAAAGGUAGCCUUGCAGUCCAGUCCGUCGUCCGCAAUGCGCUGUCCACCGCUGCCGCUGUCCAACAGCUAUCAGAUCGACUGAUGCUUCUGCAGUCGCGUCGAGCUUCCAAGCCCUAUGCAGUAUGCCGCAUGGCACUCCAAAAAAGCCGAACAAGUCUCAAGAUAGCUCCAGGUCAACAACGACCACCCAUGUCACUUUGUUCUUUCCGCCGUCGCAUCUCCACCAAUGUCCGCCCCGACAGCAGCGGAAACACGAGCGGUUAUACUCGUUUCGCACAACCCGAAGGAACAAGAGGCGCAAUCUGUAUCUCGCUAGUCCUAGUCCUGCCGUCCUCCUUCUCGAACCGCGCAAGUCUUGCAGUAGACGUUGCGAGGGUGUGGGUGGCGAAGAAACUUGAACGAUAG
Molecule: messenger RNA, 576 nt
Organism: Pyrenophora tritici-repentis Pt-1C-BFP
Lineage: Eukaryota; Fungi; Ascomycota; Dothideomycetes; Pleosporales; Pleosporaceae
Source: RefSeq, a predicted model, not a curated record